This is a messenger RNA of Cavia porcellus (domestic guinea pig), 5280 nucleotides long. RefSeq names its product centrosomal protein 41 (gene Cep41). Lineage: Eukaryota; Metazoa; Chordata; Mammalia; Rodentia; Caviidae. The record is from RefSeq and is a predicted model, not a curated record. Gene Ontology annotation, biological process: cilium assembly; protein polyglutamylation. Gene Ontology annotation, cellular component: ciliary basal body. Bases 197 to 1408 code for a protein of 403 amino acids. The transcript is spliced from 13 exons.
GGGGGUUAGAAAGCUGGGCUUAGAGGCAAUACGUGAGGCUAGAACCCCGAGCGUGGUCGGUUGGAGCAAAUAUGUCUGUCCGGAGACACAUUGGGAAUCCUGAGUAUUUAACCAAAAAGAUACCACAGAACCCAAAGUAUCGGCAUGUCAAGUCAAGAUUGGACACUGCUGCCUUGAUGUCAUGAAUUGACCCGCAAUGUUUACCUUUCAUGGUCAUCUUGACUUGGGAGAAGAGCCAGAGUCACAGUGCCAGAUCCAGUCAAUAAGGUGCAUGACAAGGCCUCAAAAAGACACAAAAAAAGGACUUACAGAAUUGCUUCAGAAAAUGACAAGAACAAUAAGUGUGUUUGAAGAAAAGGGAAAUAUUUUAAGGGGGGUGAAUGGUAACAGCAUGACAAAAUAUAUUGAGAAGCUAGAAGAGAUUAAAAAAAAUUAUAGAUACAAAAAAGAUGAACUUUUCAAGAGACUAAAAGUUACCACCUUUGCACAGCUGGUCAUCCAGGUUGCUUCCCUAUCUGAUCAAACUCUGGAAGUGACAACUGAAGAGAUUCAACGGCUAGAAGACAGUGAUUCUGCCCCUUCAGACCUGGAUGCUGAACUCACUGUCAGGACCAAUGGAAAAGGGAGCCCGGGUGAGCAGCCACCCAGCCCUGUCCAGUUCAUCAACAGUGCAGGAGCAGGGGACUCCAGCCGCUCUACUCUGCAGAGCGUCAUCAGUGGUGUUGGGGAACUGGAUCUAGACAAAGGGCUUGUGAAGAAAGUAGAACCCAACACCAAAGACAAACCUUAUCCUGACUGCCCCUUCCUGUUGCUAGAUGUGCGCGAUAGAGACUCUUACCAGCAGGGCCACAUUGUCGGAGCUUACAGUUACCCAAUUGCAACUCUAUCUAGAACAAUGAACCCCUAUUCCAAUGAUAUUCUUGAAUAUAAAAACGCCCAUGGCAAGAUCAUCAUUCUGUAUGACGAUGAUGAGAGGCUGGCCAGCCAGGCAGCCACCACCAUGUGUGAGCGGGGGUUUGAAAACCUCUUCAUGCUUUCUGGAGGUCUAAAAGUCUUAGCUCAGAAAUUCCCGGAAGGACUGAUUACCGGUUCCCUGCCAGCGUCUUGUCAGCAGGCCCUUCCUCCUGGUUCUGCCCGGAAACGAUCCAGCCCCAAACUUCCACCCACACCAGCUGAGAACAAAUGGAGAUUCACCUCAGAAGACUUAAAAAAGAUAGAAUAUUAUCUGGAAGAAGACCAGGGGCCUGCAGAUAAUCCUAGCCGACUGAACCAAACUAACUCUUCAGGAAGAGACUCCAAAGUACCUGGUACCCGAAGCAGUCUGUACCUGCCUACUGGGGGCCCUGCCAGCCACUCCAACCCUCGCUCCCAGGGAAGUGGUCACCUGCAAGGCAAACCCUGGAAGUAAAAACUUUGCCUCAUUUAGUCAAAUAAAUGUUUCCCCUAUUUUUGGAACCCCUGAGCAGUCCCCAAGUUGGUCAUUUUUGCAAGGUCCUAUAGAGGAAAGACCAUGGCUAUGGGAUAGGCCAUCUUCCUUCUCCAUGUCCAGCUCCCCUCCCUUUUGCCAGCCCAUCAAGGAUUUUGACAAAUGACCCUGAAAUCCAGAGGCGUGACAGGCUCUAGUGUUCUCCCUAUUGUUUACAGAAUAUUUAAGUUUUUUGAAACUGAAUAGGAAAAAAAGUACUCCCCCCCCCACACACUUCACAUGCAAUUCAGUUUGUUUGCUGUUUAUCCAGCGCUGUUUUAUAAAUACUUCAGUCACAUCUGAUGGUAUUUUCUUGCCCAUCAGUUUUUUUCAUUCACGUGGAUUUCAUGAGAGAUUCUGCAGGUGGGCUUGGUGUGGGCAGCUGUCUACAGGGAUGCAGAUGCAUCUUGGUCCCAGCAGCCUGAGGGCCACACAUCAGGAACAAGCAGCCACCUGGGGUGUGUUCUGCCCAGCAUGCUGCAGGCUCUAUGGGGAGAUUGGAAGAGGUGCCUGUGAGCAAGGCUCAUUUUUACAAUUUAGUGGUAAAGCUCUACAGUUACUGAAUGCUCCCCUUCAUUAAAUAGUUCCUGUGGCCAGAAGUGUCCUCAGCUACCUUCUCGUCAUUAUCAUCAUCAUCAUCAUAGGGAGGAGCACCCGGCCUGUGUUGAGAGCCCCUAGAAGCCCCCACAGCUGUCCCUCACUUGUGGUCGGGAUAGUAGUUGGAAAUUUCCAUUGCGGACUCAGGUCCAUCUGCAUUAAAUGGGUAGAAAUCAGUAGCUACUUGAAAACAUUAGCUUCAUUCAGGCAAAUAAGGAACACACAAGGUGAGGACUCAAGAGUCCUCUGUCAGGGCUGACAGCCCCUUAAGCCCUUGCUUAAAAAUACAGUAUUAGUCUAAUUGAGUAAUUAGUGCAAUUUCCUGCUUACUUUUCAUUCUCAUGACUGAGCUGUGAUUAGGAGGUUGUGAUUAUAGAUUCUGGUUUUGGCCAGGAUUUUGAAUCAGCAUUAAUUGAGUUGCUGGAUGACUGACAUUCGUUCUGUUUAAUUGGGGGAACAAAAGACCUCAGGUAAGGAUGAGGAACUUUAAAAUCAUGUGAAAAGGAAAAGGCCUUGUUAAUUUUUAUGGUCUGUGAUCGUGGCUGUGAUAAGGGACUAAGGAAUAAAUUGUGCUCUUUGUCAUGGCAACCAGCUUCUGAAAAGCCAACUGAAAAUUGCCUGUCCUUAGGUGGUUACUGCUGCUGGGUAAGAUUUGCCUUAACAGUACUAUUUCUCACCACCAAAAGAAAAAAAAGGCACCACAGUAUUUCUAGCAUGGGGCUGUGUUUGUACAAGAAAUAAACAUAAUAAAUGUCUCAUAGAGACAUAUGGAAAAAUAACUCAGAUUCAGCCCGGUUCUGCUUUAGAGUGUGUUUAUCCUUCUCUACUUGAUUUCCAAAGUGCAACAUUUUCCGAUACUUUAGAAUCAAACAAACCGAAGACAUUGUUCAGAUGUCAAACUGUGCCCAGUUUUCCACAAGAUUCAAGAAUCUUGAAUAAAAUUCAGCCAACAUACACAUAGCUUUAAUAAGGAACCUUUCAUGUUUCCCAUAAAUUUAUUGCCUGAGAACUUAGUUCAGCCUUUUUGCUAAAGCCAGAAUGCUCUGGCUUUUUAUUUUCUUUAGGCCAUAGAUAGAAGAAUGCAGAAAUUUCCACACUUCCGUAGUGUGGACAAAUUUUUAUCCAUCUUUGAUGCAUAUACAUCGUUAAGGAAAAAUGUUUCUCUCUGUAGCAGUGUUCUGGUUAUGCCAUUUUGAAGUUGACUAGGUCAAGAGAUUAGACUUCCCUGCCAGAUUCUGUUUUGAAAGUGGAAUCCCCCUUGUUCCCCUUUUGCAUUCCCAACAUCACAGAUUAGUGUUUAAAACUCCGAUAUUUAUGUGAAAAGUCAGUUUAGCCAAACCUAUGAAUUGCUGUGUAUUUACUGGAGAGAUCUAGUGAGUUGAAUAUUUUUAUGUAUAUUCUCCAUAGUGCUUUUCUCAGUUGGUAAGGAUUUUAAAAUUCAAAAAACAACCUGUUCUAAUUCCACAUAUUAUGUGUUAAAUGUCACUAUCAGACAUUUUUUACAGACUCAAGGUAUUUCUUUUAAUAUUCUAUUUUACUAGUUUCUUCAUUAGAUAAUUUGACAUGUAUUUAAAUAAUCGCUGAUACUUUGUGCAAUUAUGAAUGUUGAAGAUUAAAGAACAUAGUUCCUAAUUUGUCGUUUGCUAUUAAUGUGCUGAAACCUGCCAACUUUUCUCUUCUUUUCUGUCAGGAUGAUUUGGGAGAGCCCCAGGAGACUGAGAGAUAGGAAAGAGUACCUGUUUUUGCUGCUUCUCCCAGAAAGGCAUAUUCUUUGUGUAAAUGAAUUGAGAGAUCCACAUAGAAUCUUAGCUCUCUCAGAAGGCUUGGGUUUCAUUUCAGGUCAGACAGGUACCAAUGGCAUAGUAAGUAGAUUGGAUCAUUGUUGUCUUGCCACUGUUUAAGGGGUUCACCAGCUACAUUUGCCUGGGGAAGGGAGGUGUUUUAUCAAAGAGUAAUAAUAGUCCAAUAUCCAACAGUGAUGGCCAAAGCUUAGUAAUAUGUUAAAUGCCUCAAAAGGGUACAUAUUUAAGAAAGAAAGUAGCAAAGGAAGGAAAGAAAAGAAACGAGAAAGGGAAGAAAUACAGGAAGGGAGGAGAACGCUACAGUUCUCCUUUCAAAACAGAACAUAAUAAUAAUGUCAGAUUUCAUUGUUGAAAAUGAUAGGAUGACUCAAAUAGCCUAAAAUUAAUUUUCAUUUUUUUUUUAUGUGUAGGAGAAAUCUAGAACCAGUAUGAUUGUAUUGAACUUGCAUUGAUGCAAAUCAGAAUUAAAAGAGAACAAAUAAUGUUCAAUAGUAGUUUGAGGCUUUUUCCCCUGUGGUGCUGUUUCCAUUAUAUAAAAAUUCUUGAGACAUUAAGCUACUCACCAAGAAAAUAGAACAAAACAAAACCUUCUCUUCUCUAAUUCCCUCGUGGAACAUAAAUGAAGUCAGAGUCGUGGGAUGGAAGAAAUAUGCAGGUGAUUUUUGUUGUGUUGGUUUUGGUUUUUAUCCUUUUUUUUUUUUUUUUUUUUUUGUUAGAGUCUGUCUUUUAUGCUACUUGACUUUUUUAGGGGCAAUAACUAAUUACUGUCCACCUGGACUUAAAUUCAUGACUGCAUUCUUGCUAUACUUUGAAGAUAAUCAUUCAGACCCUUUUGUUGAUUCCAGAAUGUUCUCAUUAUUUUUAAUGUGUUUGUUUUCAAAAUUGUCUCCAAGUUGUAAGUCCCAUAGUACUUUUGUUUCAAAAACCAUCAGAAACAUAUAGAUUAGAGUGAUAAUUUAUCACUUUAGUUAUGUUGGGCUUGUUAAGUACUUCUGUGCAGUUCAAUUAAUUUUUAAUUAACAAACAUUUUUCAUAUACAAGCAAUAAAUAAGACAUCCGGUACUCCCAAACUGUUCAGAAUACAUUUGGAUGUUAAUACUUCCCUAGACUUGUAGUAAUUAUUACAAUUAUUACCAUGGGUAAUAAGUUAGUACCCAGUUGUUACAAAAAUUAAAAGGUAAUGGUAAAACUCUAUGUCUUGAAUUCUGAAAGGGCAAGGUUCAGUGCAUGACGUAUUAUGUGUGUUUACAAAAUGUAUUUGUCAUGCUGUGACCCCCUCUCCUUGUCUCUCACUCUCUGGUGCUGCUUUCCUUUGUUCUAAAUACAAAAGAAAAUUCUCUCCACCUGCAUAACCUCCUGAGGCUCCUGGUAAAAUGUGUAGAACGCAUAGGUUACUUAUUAAAUGCUGUUGACUAA